Messenger RNA from Fundulus heteroclitus (mummichog), 951 nucleotides. Its product is annotated as putative proline-rich protein 21. Lineage: Eukaryota; Metazoa; Chordata; Actinopteri; Cyprinodontiformes; Fundulidae. The record is from RefSeq and is a predicted model, not a curated record.
AUGUUCAAACGCCAAUCUGACCCUAACCCUCCAUCCAUCCAUCCAUCCAUCCAUCCAUGCAUGCAUCCAUCCAUCCAUCCAUCCAUCCAUCCAUCCAUCCAUCCAUCCAUCCAUGCAUCCAUCCAUGCAUCCAUCCAUCCAUCCAUGCAUCUAUCUAUGCAUCCAUCCAUCCAUGCAUCCAUCCAUGCAUCCAUCCAUGCAUCCAUCCAUUUAUCCAUCCAUGCAUCCAUCCAUCCAUGCAUCCAUCCAUCCAUCCAUGCAUGCAUCCAUCCAUCCAUCCAUGCAUCCAUCCAUCCAUCCAUCCAUGCAUCCAUCCAUCCAUUCAUGCAUCCAUCCAACCAUGCAUCUAUCUAUGCAUCCAUCCAUCCAUGCAUCCAUCCAUGCAUCCAUCCAUCCAUGCAUCCAUCCCAUCCAUGCAUCCAACCAUGCAUCUAUCUAUGCAUCCAACCUUUCUCCAUCCAUCCAUCCAUCCAUCCAUGCAUCCAUCCAUCCAUCCAUGCAUCCAUCCAUCCAUGCAUCCAUCCAUCCAUCCAUGCAUCCAUCCAUCCAUCCAUCCAUGCAUCCAUCCAUGCAUCCAUCCAUCCAUCCAUCCAACCAUGCAUCUAUCUAUGCAUCCAUCCAUCCAUGCAUCCAUCCAUGCAUCCAUCCAUCCAUGCAUCCAACCAUGCAUCUAUCUAUGCAUCCAACCUUUCAUCCAUCCAUCCAAUCCCGCAGAUUCAGGGGCUUCACAACACCGCGCUGGCUCCGCUGAUUGAAAACAAUCCACCUGGGAGUCAGACUCACAUCUGCAGCGGGGAGGAGGGCGGAGGAGAGGCAGGAAUAAUGUUGGGUCAACAUUCGCAGGAGGCCCGCUCCAACCGGCUGGAGUCCUGCAGAAGCCAAGCUGCUGCUCGGCAUGGCACCAGGGAGUGGAACCAGAACACGGCCACCGGGUUCUGGUUCUGGUGGUGA